Messenger RNA from Pieris rapae (cabbage white), 1390 nucleotides. RefSeq lists its product as uncharacterized. The record is from RefSeq and is a predicted model, not a curated record. NCBI's taxonomy places the organism in Eukaryota, Metazoa, Arthropoda, Insecta, Lepidoptera, Pieridae. The coding region runs from base 30 to 704 and encodes 224 amino acids. The transcript is spliced from 5 exons.
AGUCGCUCUUUAUACACCAUUCCGUCACAAUGUAUACCUUUAUUUUGAUUUCUUUAUUUUUAGUAAACACUGUAAAAUCAGAGGUGAAUCAAAAAUACUGUGAAGGUUUUAAGACAGACUUCGAUAUAAAAAAAGCGAUUGGACGUUGGCACGUAGUAGCUGUUAUACCAGACACCAACUUUUCCAACAAGUUCGAUAAUGUGACGUGCUAUAGAGUGGACUUCAGCGAAGUUGAUGAGGCAAGCCUCAAAUGGAUGAUAACGCAAAGGCUCGGUCGUCCCACAGAACAGCUCAUAGACAGUGAGCCAGGUGAAGUUAUACGCCUGCGAUAUCAUACAGAACAGCCUUUUGAUAUCUGGUCAAAGUCAGUGCACGAUCUGAAGGGUUGCUACAGACAACUGAUCGAUUUGAAAAACAACGAAACCGAUAUACAUCUUGCAAAUACAUUGGACUCGCCCAUGUUGCUACAUGUACUAGAGACUAGAUACGGGCCAUUUCUCCUCCAAAUGCUCUGGGGACGACUGGCCGCUGUCAUCUAUCGAAGAGAACCGGGUAUAACGAUUGAAAAACUCCGGCCUGUGACUGAGUUUUUAUCGCUCUAUCGGGGAACAGCGGAGCGGCCAAAGCUUUGCGGCUCAACACAGUUUACAACUAAAAGACCAGAACCAAUUCCAGUUACUAUAAAGUCUAAAAUUUUAGAAUAAUUGGAUUGGAUAUCGCAACACUAUUUGGUUUCACAUUCUUAAUAAUUUAAUUUAAUUUAUUAUUUUAGCAUUUUUUUUAAUUGAGCCAAUUUUUAAUAGAGGAAUUGCAAUUUGCCAACUUUAUAUGUUACGGAACUUAAUUUCGCAAUAACAUAUUAGACAAUCGAUUUAAAACAAUAUAUCUUGUUUAAAGAGUUAUUUACGAUGUUGUAUUCAGUUAAUAACAAAUUGUGGUCUAGCACGAACCUAAUACUGCACACACGAUAUCCAGCUAAAUUAAUUUUGUAUUUAUAGACUAAAAAUAUAUUAUUUUCACCUCUUGAUUAUGUAUUAUAUUUUGUACAAUAAUUAUGUUAAAGUUUUUAUUAUAAAAAAACCUUCCAACUCUAUCAGUAAAUACCAAAAAAAUAGUUCCACUUAGUAGAUAGGCGUUUACCUACCUGUUAAUCAUACAAGGUAUAGAUACAAUGUUACUCACGUCUGGCUAAUAAAAUACUUUUUAUAAGAUUGCUUCUAGAUCGUAUUCUUGAAAUAAAAAUUUUGGGAGAUUGAGUGGAUAUUGAACGCUGGACCAUUAGAUUUUAUAACAAAAACCUAAGCCUCGGUCUCACAAUAACUUGAAUCGUUCACUGAGUUAUUAAUUAUUUAUCAUGUAUGAUUAUGUGUAAUAAAGUUUUGAGAUGAUA